This is a messenger RNA of Nothoprocta perdicaria, 900 nucleotides long. RefSeq names its product arylformamidase (gene AFMID). The annotation marks the transcript as partial. The transcript has 9 exons. NCBI's taxonomy places the organism in Eukaryota, Metazoa, Chordata, Aves, Tinamiformes, Tinamidae. The record is from RefSeq and is a predicted model, not a curated record. Gene Ontology annotation, molecular function: arylformamidase activity.
CGCGCCGCCGCGCGCACCCUGCUGCACGUGCCCUACGGCGGCGGCGAGCGCGAGCAGCUCGACCUCUACCUGCCCCGCGAGCCGCGCGCAGCCUUCCCCGUCCUCGUCUACAUCCACGGCGGCUACUGGCAGUGCCUCAGCAAGGACGUGUCGGGCUUCGCGGCCCCCGCGCUGGUGUCACGCGGCAUCGCGCUCGCGGCCGUGGGCUACAGCAUCGCUCCCCAAGGACACAUGGACGAGAUGGUGGCCCAGGUGCGGCGCAGCCUCGUCUUCCUGGUGCGGCGCUUCUCGGGCAUCAGCGGCCUUUACCUGUGCGGACACUCAGCAGGGGCUCACCUGGCAGCCAUGGUGCUGGCCACAGACUGGGCCGAGUACGAAGUGACACCGGACAUCAAAGGAGCCAUGCUGGUGAGUGGCAUCUAUGACCUGGAGCCCCUUCUGAACACCUACGUGAACGAGGAGCUCAAAAUGAGCCAGGAGGUGGCCCGCAGGAACAGCCCCGUGCUGUGCGUGAGCGGCGCGGUGCCCGCGGCAUGCGAGGUGCUGCUGGCCGUGGCGCAGCACGACUCGCCCGAGUUCCGGCGGCAGUCGCGCGAGUACUGCCAGGCCCUGCGCUCGGCGGGCUGCAGCGUCUCGCUGCUGGACCUCGCCGGCCUCGACCACUUCGACAUCAUCGAGAGGCUCUCGCAGGACACCUACAUCCUGACGCAGGUGAUUCUGAACAUGAUCUCACGAGCCUGAUUGCACCUUGGGAGCCAAGAUGGGACGUGCCCUGCUCCUGCUCUGCUCCUGCGCUGUGGACACCUCCCCUCCGGGGAGGGCAGAAAAGCCGCAGUUGGCACCAGCACCCUCGGCUGCUGCUGGUUUUGGGGGGUCUUGCAGCAGGGUGGCAGCUCUGCA